AUGUACCAUACAGUUCAAGGACAUGAGUCAUCGCUGUUCUUAUCUUACUUCAAGGAUGGCAUACGGUAUCUGAAAGGAGGAGUAGCAUCCGGCUUCACACAUGUCACAGACAAAUAUGAAAAUUGGAGACCAAAACUGUUCCAAUGCAAAGGAAAGAGGAAUGUACGAUGCAAAGAGGUGGAAUGCAAAGGAGAAUCGCUGAAUCUUGGAGAUGUUUUCAUAUUGGAUUGUGGUCUGAAAAUAUAUGUUUGGAUGCCACCUGCAAGCGGAAGGCUUGAAAAAAUAAAGGGGAUGGAUCAAGCAAGGAGUAUUCGAGAUCGCGAGCGAAUCGGAAAACCAGAAAUAAUAGUUCUUGAUUCUGAUUGGAAUACGAACGAUGAAUUUUGGAGGAUUUUGGGUGGUAAAGAAAAAGUUAAGCCAACAGAGGCAGGUGGAGAAGACGAAAAUUACUGGCAGACAACUAAUAAUCAAUUAACCCUCUGGAGAGUAUCGGACGAAAUGGGUAACAUGAGCGUGAAGAUGGUUUCGAAGGGAAAUUUUCAGUACAGUCAACUCGAGUCAAAGGACGCUUUCAUAUUGGAUGCCUACAACGGUGGGAUAUACGUUUGGAUUGGGAAAAAGUGCUCGCCAAAUGAACGAAAAAAGGCUAUGGCAUAUGCCAUCAAAUACAUCGAACUGCAGGGAAAAUCAAAAAAUACGCAAGUGGUACGAGUUUUGGAAGGUGCCGAGCCGGUUGCAUUUACUCAAUGGGCCAGUUCCUGGGAAAGUCCCAAGAAAACACCGCUAUUUAUUCCUAAGUUAUAUCAGUGCAGUGAUCAGAAUGGCAGACUAACUAUUGAAGAAAUUUGCAACUACACACAAAAAGAUUUGGAUGGUGAUGAUGUGAUGAUUUUGGAUACUAUGAAAGUCAUUUACGUAUGGAUUGGAGCUGGCGCUAAUGAGCAAGAAAAGAAGCUUGCUGAUAACAUUGCCAAUAAAUAUCUGCAAGGUGAUACACUUCCACGUCCGGUCGGAGCUCAAAUUGUAAAGGUGCUUCAGGGCAAGGAAACACCUGCAUUCAAAGAAAUCUUCAUUAACUGGAACGAUCGCAUCGCAGAUGAUCGAACUGUGGAAGUCGUCAAGAAGAGUUUAUAA
This is a messenger RNA of Brugia pahangi, 1134 nucleotides long. The record is from the annotation of a GenBank genome assembly. Lineage: Eukaryota; Metazoa; Nematoda; Chromadorea; Rhabditida; Onchocercidae.